Microthlaspi erraticum is the source of this 1446-nucleotide messenger RNA. Lineage: Eukaryota; Viridiplantae; Streptophyta; Magnoliopsida; Brassicales; Brassicaceae. The record is from the annotation of a GenBank genome assembly.
AUGGAAGAAACUUACACGGACAAAGAAGAAGGGAGGACUUGGCUUGAGGCCUUUAACGAUGCUCUCGUGGCCAAGCUCAGCUGGCGCAUCCUCUCCAACCCAAAGUGUCUGCUAGCCCGAGUCCUCAAAGGGAAAUACUUCAGGCAGACCACCUUCCUAGAAGCUCGGAGUAGACAGUCAGCGUCCCACAGAUGGCAAGGAAUUGUCAUCGGCCGAAACUUGUUGAGAGAACAACUGGGAAUAGCUAUAAGGAAUGGAGCAGCUACGAGCUUGUGGAAUGACCCAUGGAUCUCCCUGGAUUCACCAACGAAACCUAUGGGACCAGCGACGGAAGAGACAACAUCAUGGAGGGUUUCACAACUCAUCGACCCCCACACCAAGACAUGGGACAAAGAAAAAAUAAGGUCAGUUUUACCAGGCCUAGAACAGCAAGUACUAUGCAUAAAACCAAGUCUUUUGGGGAAGGAAGACAAGCAUAUAUGGUUAGCAACGGAAUCAGGAGACUAUACAUCCAAAACCGGCUACCAUAUAGCUCGUGAAGCGCAGGAACAAGCAAAUACAACUCCAGUUACAGAUGAGGGGUUAAUCAACUGGAAUAGAGAUGUUUGGAAUGCUCAUACCUCACAAAAACUGAAGGUCUUCUUAUGGAAACUGAGCAGUGGAGCCUUAGCCUUGGGAGACAACCUUCUCAGCCGUGGUUUAGAGAUAAACGCUGAAGAGGUCCCGAUAACGAAUUUAUCAACAAAUAUCGAGGAGGAGUCGUUCACGGAGGUGAUCCAAGCGGCGAGAAAUUGGAUCUGCCUCCCUCCAAUAGGCACUACCGGAGGUACGCUCUUCCCGUGGAUCUGCUGGUUCCUGUGGCUCACCCGUAACAACCAUAUCUUCGAUGAGAAAGGCUUCACGCGGGACACAAUCUCAAAAGCGAUCGCCAAAGCUCGAGAAUGGGAAAUAGCCCAGAUCGCGCCACCGCAAAAGGAAAAGACAGGAAAAGCUAGGGAUGCAGGUCCCCCUAAUCCUCAGACGAUCGUAUGUUUCGUCGAUGCAGCUUGGAGACCAGAGAACCAAGCAGCGGGAUAUGGUUGGGUCUUCAAAUCCGGAAAGGACGAGUUUCUGAAGGAGGGCUGUAAGGCGGAAGCUCCGGUCAGAUCCCCACUUGCAGCGGAAGCACUGGCUUUACGAGAAGCUCUCCUGGAAGCAAGAUCACGAGGUUGGACAGACCUCUGCAUCAAAUCUGACUCCCAAACGCUCGUUCGAGCAAUCCGAUCAAACGACAACGUAGCUGAAAUCUAUGGAGUCGUUCAAGACAUCCAUCUCCUGGCUACUUCCUUUGUCAAGAUCUCAGUCGAAUUCACGCCUAGAUCCCAGAGUCAACAGGCCGAUUCGAUCGCAAAAUUAGCUCUAUCUCUGUUUGUCCCGUUUACUUCGUUUGUAUCGCGGAACAAUUAA